UAUUGACGUUCAUAUGAAAGUAAGAACGUCUGUAUUUUUUCCUUUUAUAUUUUCGACUUACGAAUUAGCUAUUGUUUAUAUUCUUUUCAUCUCAAUAUUAUUGAAUAUUUUUCUUUCUUUAUCUCUCGCCGUGUUUGAUAUUUCUUCGCAUGAAAAAGCAACGAUACUGUGACUUCACAUAUAAGUUCCAAUCAAAGAUUGUAAAGGCAUAAAAGAAACGCCAUCGUUAGUAGUAAUAAGAUAAACAAGGAAGAGAGAUAAAAAGAAAGAGAAUGUGAGAAAAAAAGAAAAAUCGCACGAGAAAAAGAGAGAGAAAGUUAAAAGUUCAUGUGUGUAAGUGACGACGUAUUUGCGCAUACGGGUACAGUGGUCUUCUUGACAGUGUAGAAUCAACAAGUGUCGCGUAAGGAUCGCUGUUGUCGCGCGUUAUGCGCGCACGAUUCUAACCUCAUCAUCGAAAUCGGUUCGAAAUUUGGUUCUAUUCAUUUUAUAGUUAACAAUUGUUAUUAUUCCCAGUGUUAGUUUUUUAUUCUUACAUAGUGGAAUUUGUGAUAAUCUGUAUUUAGCAUAUUAAUCGAUGUGAUAUUUUGUGCUUUUCACUAACGUGCCCUUGGAUAUUGUUACGUCGCCGAUUCAGUGACUGCGUCUCUACAAAAUCUCAAGAUGGAAGUCGUUUACAUAGGUACAUGCUGAAUUAUAUAUUUAUAUGCUGAAUUCAAUAAAGAACAGAAGAAAAAAAUAUUUUUACGUCGAUUAUAUUGAGAGAUGACUGAAAAUAUACGCUGAAUUGAACACAUUAAAUACUAGGACGCUAGUGUGAACAUUACGCGAUCCCAUCAAUUCAUUUGACCUGUGAACUUCAGAUGAUGGUGCGUUUAGGGCCAACGACACGCGUUCCAAGUAUACGCAGCAGAGAAGAUGCAAUCUUCGUGAUGCAGUGUGAUAGUAAAAGAAUAGAAACAUCGAUUGACAUAUCUUCAUAAUUAGUGAAGAAAAUAAUUACAAAGUUGUGACUUCUUACGACUGUUCUCAAGUUCUACUAUGAAAUUACAAACAUUAAUCGUAGCUACUGUAUUAAGUUAAGGAUAUUUAUAGACCAAUUUUCUGUCUUGCGCAAAGAAUUAAGAGUUCUUCAACCGCCAGAGUGUUUACGACAAAAUUAAGAUGAGCGGGAAGAUGUGCAAAAGAAAACGUUUGCAAAAUGGAUAAAUUCGCAAUUACUUAAGAAUCAUCACGAGCCGAUUUCUGAUUUGUUCGUUGACUUACGAGAUGGCAAUCGGUUAUUGUCUCUCCUGGAAGUUCUCACAUCUAAAGUCUAUAAAAGAGAACGCGGUCGAAUGAGAGUUCAUCAUUUGAAUAAUGUUAAUAAAGCUUUGCAAAUUCUUGAACAAAAUAAUGUAAAACUCGUAAAUAUUAGCAGUAACGAUAUAGUUGAUGGGAAUCCUAAGCUAACACUUGGAUUAGUAUGGAGUAUUAUUCUACACUGGCAGGUACAUUACCAUCUGAAAGAUUUAAUGACAGAACUACAACAGACGAAUUUAGAGAAAACUCUUUUAGCAUGGUGUCGUCAGAAUUCACAGAAUUAUUCUGGAGUUGAUAUUAAAAAUUUUACUACAUCUUGGUCAGAUGGUUUAGCAUUCAAUGCUAUUCUUCAUAAAUGGAAACCGCAUUUAUUUGAUUUUAAUAACAUAGCGCGUAAACAUCCCAAUGCUAGACUAGAUCAUGCAUUUCGUAUUGCUCAGGAACAAUUGGGUAUUGAACGUUUGUUGGAUCCAGAAGAUGUGAAUACAUCGGUGCCGGAUAAAAAAUCAAUAAUGAUGUACGUUAUGUGUCUUUUUCAAUCAUUACCUCAUUCUGGAGAUGAUAUAGGCGAAUUAGAUCUAUCAGUAGCAAGUGAUAGUAGCCCGGUUACUACUCCGGGAGCAGAGAAUACAUUAUCUUUUACAAAUUUUGGAACACCAACAUCACGACCGAUGAGUCUUGCAACAAACGUAUCGGUAGAACUUGGUGGUUAUCAAGUUGCUCUUGAGGAAGUUUUGACUUGGCUUUUGGAGGCAGAAGAUAAAUUAAAUCAUGCUCCAGAUCCUGGAUCUACUUUAGAAGUAUUAAAGCAACAAUUUCACGAACACGAAUCAUUUUUGGUAGAAUUAUCUGGCCAUCAAGAUGGUGUUGGUGCUGUAUUGGAAGAAGGUGCGAGAUUAUUAGCGGAAGGCGGUUUACAUAAGGAUGAAGAACACGAAGUUCGUGUUCAAAUGUCAUUAUUAAAUUCUCGAUGGGAAGGACUUCGAAUGCGUGCAAUGGAAAGACAAACUAAAAUUCAUGAGGUUCUUAUGCAAAUGCAACAAGGUCAGUUAGAUGCAUUACGACAAUGGUUAACAAGGACUGAAGAUAGAAUUUCGCGAAUGGCAGCUAUUGAAUUAAAUCAAUCUGCCUUAGAUGAACAAUUGAAACAAUUGAAUGAACUAGAGCAAGAUAUUGAGGCACAGCAGGGAGUUGUUGAUGGUAUGAGAAAUAUGGUAGUUGUUGUGGAUGAAGAAAAUUCUGAAGCAGUUUAUGCGCAAAUGGAAGAUCAAUUAUCUGCUCUCGGAGAGCGAUGGACUCACAUUUGUCAAUGGAAAGAAGAAAGGAGGCAACGUUUGCAGGCUCUUUCUUCACUUUGGCAAAAUGUUAAUGAUGACUAUAAAAGAUUAAUGUCAUGGUUGAAUGAAACUGAAAUUACUUUAAAACAAAUGGAAGCAAAUCCUGCUUCCGAAAUUGGUGAAGUACUUGAAAGAAUUAAAAAAUUACAAAUAUUAAAAAUGGAUAUGGAUGAAAAUCAAAGAAAACUAAUGUCAUUACAAGAAUCAAUUCAAGAACUGGAAGGACAAAAUACUUCACCAGAAUGUAUUAAUAUACUAGAAAAAAUCGAAAAUUUGCAAGAUCGAUGGGAAGCAGUGGGACAAAUAAUGGAAGUGCAGACACAAAGGAUAACAAAUUCGGGAUUUGAAUUCGAUCUGAAGACUGAGAGGGAAACAACUGUAGUUACAGGCAAUGAAUGGAUGUCGGAAACAGUAACAAGUAUCGCUUAUAAAGAAGAAAUUACUGCAACUUCUACACCUCAUAGUGAUUCAAAGAAACGUCGUGUAGAUAGUACAAAUAGACAUGAAUUUGAGUCAGCAUUACAUAAUCUGUAUAAAUGGCUCGAUUAUGUUGAUUUAGAAAUUGGACGAUCGGAGGGAGUAUUUGACGAAUUAAGUAUCGAAGAAAAGAAAGUUGUUUAUAAUGAUACAAUUGCUGAUAUAGAAGCACAUAAAAAUGAUUAUGACAAAGUUUUAGAAUUGGGGAAGCAACUUCUCGAAGAAUUAAAAAAUGCUAAUGAAUCGAUUGAAACAGAUGAAACAAAAAUUAAAGAUAUACAGAAUUGUUGGAUGGCAACUAAUAGUAGACUUGAAGAAAUAAGAAAUCGUAUAGAAUAUCUAGAAGAAGUAAAAAAAUUUCGAACAGAAUUGGCUAGUUUGAAUUUAAUGUUAGAUAGCUAUUCUAAAUGGUUUGAUUCAAACAAAGGAAACAAUCAAGUGGAACCAUUUAGAGUGAAAUUGAAAUCAAUGAAAUCUCAUGAAGAACGUAUAAAAAAAUUGUUAGAAAAAGCCAAAGAAUUAUCAGAAAAUCAAACUGGUAUUAAUGAAACUAUCAAUUUAAAUGAAGAUAUACAAAUGUUUGUUUGUAACUGGGAAAAAUUAUAUAAAACAUUAUCUGAAAAAUUAACUGAAUUAAAUGAUGCCGUUGAUAAAACACCGCCGAAGAAAUAUACAGAUGCAGUUACUAAUCUCACUUCUUUUAUUAAUAAUGUGGAAAGUAUGUUAUUAUCAGAACAUAUAGUAAUGUCAGAUGAUAAGACAAUGACAGAACAAUUACGAAAAUUCAGCGAUUUGCAAAAUUCUUUGAGAGAGCAUCAAGAAGUUUAUAAUUAUGUGAACAGUGUUGGACAUGAAUUAAUAAUGAAAACCAAUGGAGAUUCUCAGGGUCAAAGACUUAAAGAUGCAUUACAAGAUCUUAUUACUAAAUGGAGCGAUAUACCCAUAAUAUUAGAAGAACGUCAACAAAAUUUGCAAAAAGAUAUUCAAUCUUUAAAAAUAUUCAAUAAUGAGCUUACAGAGCUUGAAAAUUGGUUUGAAAAAUCAAGCCAAUAUUUAGAAGAAUUAUCAAAAGAUAAUGUAUCAAAUGAUAUUGAAACUAUGGAAUUUAAAUUAAAACAGAUUCAAUCUUUUUGUGAAGAUAUAAAUGAAAUGAAACCAAAAAUAGAAAAACUCCAAAUUUCUACAAAUAAAUUACUUGAAAAUUCUGAACCAAAAUUUGCAAAUGUGUUAAACAAUAAGUUAGAAGUUGUGUCGCAUAAAUGGAAUGCUAUCGUUGACGGUGCUAAAAGUUUAAAUGAUAAGUAUGAGGAUACAUUGAAAAAAAAUGAUGAAAUAAUAAAUGGAAUAGAAGACUUUACAAAGUGGUUAUCGACUUUAGAAAAAGAAAUACCAAUUGAAACCAAAAUAACAUCUUCUGUUGAAUUGUUUCAAGUUCGUGGUCGAUAUCAAUCAUUAAAAGAAAAGAUAGAUAAGCGAGUAGAAGAAUUUAGAAAUCUCAAUGAAAUGGGCAAUGAUAAAUUAUUAAGUUCUGAAGGAUCUUCAGUGCAAGAACUUGGUAGACGAUUUACAUUUUUAAAUGCUCGUUGGACCGAUGUUACAGAUCGUAUUUAUGAACGAUAUAGACAUUUACAAAAUGCUAGCCACGAAUAUGGUGAAUUCCGUGCUUUAGUUGCACAAGAAAGUGAUUGGUUGGAUAAAUUAGAUAAAAGAUUAAGAAGAUCAACAGAAAGAGCUGCAGAUGCUGAAGAAAUAUCAGAAGAACUUGAUGAUUUAGAAAAUUAUAUACGAAAUCAUCCAGAAUUAAGACUUGAAAAAAUACAAGAAAUAGGUAAACAGUUGAUUGAAAGUAAUAUCAUGAUUCAGUCCAUUCAAACAGAUGUAGACAAUUUAACAAAUCGUUGGGAAAGCUUAAAUAAUCAGGCAGGGCAGCGAGCAAAGCUGCUAGAAGGAUCAGUGAAGCAAGCACAACAAUCAGAAGGACGUAUUCUUGCCCUUCAGCAUUCCUUAACACAAAUAGAUUCUGUACUAACAGCACGUCUUGACUGCGACCUUACAGCUGAUGAUUUGCCUCAUGAUUAUCAGAAAUUAAUGGAAGAAAUGGAACAUCAACGAUCUACACUUCAAGAAAUGGCAUUACAAAUUGAAUCCUACAAGGCUUCUGGUAAACAAGAAGCAGCACUCAGAUUACAAGAACAACUAACUCUCAUUGAACAGAAAUUCUCUGAAGUUCAACAGAAAUUUCAACGUUUUCGAUGUCCAACGAAUUUAGAACCAAGAUUAUCCAGAGCUUUACGAGAACUCAGAGGAAUAGAAGAAGCAACUUGUUUAUUAGAAUUGUCAUCAGAAGAUCCAGAAGCUAUUGAAGGUCAACUUAAACAUUGUCUGCGUUUUUAUCAAACAUUAAGUGAAAUUAAAAGUGAAAUAGAAAAUAUUAUAAUAACUGGUAGAAAAUUAGUUGAAGAAAAAAGUGUCACUGAACCAGAGAAAUUUUCGCGACGAAUUGAUAUGUUAAAAGAAUUAUAUAAUAAGUUGGGUUUACAUAUAACUGAAUCAAAAGCAUGUUUGGAAACAGCAUUGGAUUUAUCACGCGAUAUGUAUAAAAAUAUGUCUUAUAUUAAUAUGUCUAUAGAUAGUAUUAAUAAAGAAUUAGAUAAUCAAAAAAAUAUGCCUGAUCUUCCAGUUAAUGCGAUAUAUGUACGAGAAACUUUGACAGAAGUAAUACCACGAUUAAACGUUGUAAAAGAUAAAUUGUUAAAUUCACAGGAUGAAUUUUCUAAACUUUGCGAUCCUAUGUAUUUAGAACAACUUAAAGAAAAAUUAUCAGAUGUUGUUAUUAGAUUAGCAAAUACUGAAAAAAGAUUAAGAUUAUGUAAUGCUUCAGAGGAAGAGCCUAAUGUUGAUGAAAUAAAAGCAUGGCUUUUACAAGUUGAGGAAAAACUAAAUAAAUUAGAUAGUGUUCCAGUUGAUCAAUUGACGGAAAAUCACUUUGAACAAUGCAAAGCUGUUCAAAGCGAAAUGAUUGAAGCAAAACCAAAAGUCAACCAACUACAACGUUAUACUUAUUACCCGAAAGUUUCAGAUGUUUGUAAAAAAUGGGAGGAUAUAUCUAAUAGAAUUCAAGAAUGGAUCCACAAAAUCACAGACAGUUUAUUAAUAAAAAGUAAGAUGGGAGAAACAAAGGGGAGAGACAAUUAUGGACGUACUAAAUUGUCUAGACAGGAUCAAACUUCAAUGCAACUAGCUAAAAAAGAAAAUAAAUUAAUAGAUGAGAAUGAGGAAAUAUAUGGCAUAGGAUAUCUUAAUCCUGCAUUUGAUGAAAGUCAAUGUAAUAUUAUUUGUACACCUGAAAGUUCACCAGUUGAUAUUGUUCAUCGAAGCCGGAAAUCUUCCGCAAAAUCUGAGAAAGUAAAAGCUAAAAUUGUAGAUGUUAGUAGAACUGUUAGACGAAAAUUAGACAUGAGCUCUAUACCCGAUGUUGUUCAGACUUCUCAACCACAAGUUGUUCAUAUUGACGACGAUCUAUCUUCUUUAUCUCCUGAUACAGAUGUAUACAUGGCCGACGAAGAAUUUUUUUUGUCCAAAAAUAGCACAUUAUUUUCUCAAGUUUCUUCUAAUACAUUAAUUACGACAGAAUCGAAACCAUUAAACUAUAACACACAGAUGAAUCCCUUUCGUAUUGUAGAAGUAAAAGAAAUGGAAAUAAUAAAAUCAGUUGCAUCUCCUGAAGAUCACGUAAUAUUACCAAGUGCAAAUGUCAGUGCAGGAUUAAAGCCACAAGUUGUUGAAAGAGUAGAAAUUAUUGAAGAUACAGAAACUGAACCAGAAUCAGUAGAUACAGAUACAGAAGAUAAAGAAACUAGAAUAAAAGUUUGUAAAAAUGCAAUUAGUAAUGGAAAUCAAAUUGUUAAUAAGAAAAGAGAACUUAUUCCUAUAUUGAAGAAAAAAAAAAUAAUAGAUUCAUAUUCUGCAAAAAAUAUUAAAAAAUUAACUCUGAAAUUAGAUGUUGAGGAUAUUUCAGCUGAUAAUCAAAUUUCAAAUUAUAAACCACAAUUUUCAUGUAAAGUAAACAAAUUAGAAAAAAACUCCGCGUGGAAAGAUAAGGAUAGCAUAGCUGAAUAUCUUAUACUCGAAGAUAAUGAAAUAAGUACAAAAUCAAGAUGUUCUGCUGAUCUUGUUCUCACAUCAGGAAUUAAUUCUACAAAAAGCAAAAAAGAGCUCAGUAAUGUUAAAGAAUUAACAUUUGAAAAAAAUGCAGAUUUUUCAAAGUUGCAUGGUAAUGAAAAUCAUAAUAAUGAUUAUGAAAAAAAUAUAAAAUUGAUGUUAUUUAGACGUGCUAGAAGUAUUUCAAAAGAUGAUACACUAGAGGAUUGUGAAAGCUUUUACGGAAGCGAUAAAGAAACAGAUGAUGUUUUAAUUUUUUCCGAUGAUACAGAAAUUGAUGUUGGAAGUUCCAGUUCAGAGGGAGAAGAUUCAAAUUCAAAGGAGCAUAUUGAGCACCUCUUGGGCAAGAUACAGACUGAAAAAUUAUCACAAGAAACACAACAUAAAAAAGAGACGAAGAUUUCUAGUGAUAAGAGACCUUUUAAAAUUUCAACUAGUUUAUCCAGAACAGGCUUAGAAAAAAGUAUUUUGGAAUUUGAACAAGCUGCACAACGGAUGUUACAUAGGAUGGAUGUCAUGUUGAUGAGUAUCAGUGGAAUCAGUAAUGAAAAAGAUCCAACUAAACGACUCGAAGUACUAAAAGGAGAAGUUAGUACUCUUGCUCCAGAUGCAGCAGCUUUGAUUAGUAAAGGUGAUGGCCUAGUUAUGACAGUACAUAUAUCUGAUCCUGUUAGAGCUGAGAAGAUAAAAAAUGAACAUCAAGAUAAAUUAAGAAGCAAAUGGCAUCAAGUUAUGUCCGAAAUAGAAACGAGACGCACACAAGCACAAAGAGGAGAGGAAAUGUUAAGACAAUAUAAUGCUAUAAUAACAGAAUUUGAAGAUUGGUUUCGAGAUGUACCAUUAAAACUUGAACAAGUAAAUAAUUAUGAGGGGCAAUUAGAAUCUUUUACUGUAGAAUUUGAUGCUAAACAAGAACAGAUUAAAAAAUUAAAUGAAUUAGCGGUUGAAUUAAAAAAAUUAAAUAUUGGGUAUGCUGAAACUAUAAGAUAUAGCAUUAACAGUAGAUGGCAAGAAGUUAGUUCACAAUUUAAAAGAUUUAGUGGUAGUAAGGAUAAGGACAAACAUGUGACAGACAAAAAAGUUGAAAUGGAUGUUGGAGGAGUUGAUAUGCAAGAAUUUACUGCCAGAGUUAAUAAAAUUAGAGAAGCUGUUGUAACUGUGACGAGAUCUUUAAAUUCCGUGCCAUUGAAUGGUGAUGAUUAUGAAAUUUUUUCAAAUCAAGAAGAAUGUUUAAAAAAAAUUAAUAACGCAUUAAAUAUUUUAAAACCAAGCAUUGAAGAAAUCAAUACUAUUUUUGAAAAUGUUGCUUCACAGUUAAGAAGAGAGCAAGGCGAACAAAUUAGACGUUUGAGUGAUAAAUUACGAGAUGAAUGGAUAAAUGUUAAUCAAAGUUAUGUAGAAAGAUAUAAUCGUUGGAAUAAAUGUUAUGAAAAAUGGAAAGAACUUUGCAACACAUGUCGGUCUUUUUCCGAUUGGUUAGAUAAAACGGAAGAUUCAUUAAAAAAAUUAAAUUCUCUUGGUCAAUCUAAAAUAUCAAGAACAAAAAUAUUUGAAUUGGAACAAGAGAUUUCUAGGAUGCAAAGAAUUAUGAAUAAUAUUAACGUUUCAAGUGCUAGUAUUUUAACUCGUGCUAAAGCUGAAGAUAUGAUAGAAUUAAGAGAAAUGAUUGAAACUAUAAAACGACGUUGGCAAAAUAUUAUAACGGACUUAAAUACACGAAAAGAGAAGAAUUUUGCUAUGGAAAAAAAAGUGAACAAUGAAGGCAGAAUUUUAGAAAGUGCUCAUAAUAUAUUAGAGCAAAUCAAUUCUUUAUUGGUGUCAGCAGCAAAUCCUUCAGAUGAGACUUCUUUAUCAAUAAGAUUGUCAUUAAUUAAGGCUAGACAAGAAGAACUUUCUUCUCGCAAAAGAUCAUUACAAAAUUUAAUAAUAAAUCAAAAUGAUAUUUCUUUAGGAGAAGAUGAAUGUAAUAAAUUACUUUCAGAUAUGGAUAAGGCCAAUAUAAGCCUUUCCAAUCACCGUGACUAUGUUGAGAAUAAACUUGUAUCUCUUAAAAAAUAUAUUUGUACUUUGGAUACUAUUAUGGCUUGGGUCAUGGAAACUAGAGCGAGAAUAAAUAUAUCCCGAGAAUUACCUCAACAAGAACGAGUCGAAAUUGUUAACAAUAUUAUGACCAAAGUUGAAGAUCGAGAAAUGGAAGUAAAGGAUGUAUUAGAAAAUUAUACUAAUUUAGAGAAAGAAUGCGAAUCUGCAAAACAACCUAUUUCUGUAGAAUUACAAGAAAAGUUAAAAAAAUUACGAGAAGAUUGGCAAUUUGUGAAAAACAAUGGAGAAUUAUCAAGUUAUGAUGUCAAAACUGCAAUUGCUAUUGGAACGGCGUCAUCAGGGAUCGAAGUGGAAAAGACCGCAGGAGCAGGACCGGGGGCAUCGGGUGCAACUGCGGGGGGCCCUCGGGGGUUGACACCUUCCCCUGCCCCCUCAACACCCUCGACCCCCGUCACCACCACUAGUCCUUCGGUGUGCACAUCCUCGCCUUCGUCCUCGCCUUCACCCUCCUCCUCGCCCUCUGCUCUUGUAGCAGGCUUUGACAAAUCGGUGCUACAGAUACGCGAUUGGCUAGCUGUGGAAGAAGAGAUGUUACGGAAACAAGCUGUGGUCGUCGGCGAUGUCGGCGAAAUUAUGGAGGCGCUUGAUAAACAAAUGGAUGUCCUACGAGAGCUGGGGCAGAAAAAGCCGCAGUUGGACGAGCUGGUGCACACGGCGGAAGCGCUUCGCGCGGACACGAAUAGACAGCAAGUGCACGGCAAAGUUACGAAGCUGAGGGAGCACUGGGACGAGAUGAACUCGAAAAUGAUGCAGAGGAAGACGGAGUUGGACGCGAUGCUCGGGGACAGCCAGCGAUACGAGGCGAAAAGGAACGAGGUGGAGGUUUGGUUGGCGCGAAUGGAGACUCGGCUUGAGAAAAUGCGGGCCGUCGGCCACACCGCCGACGUUCUCGAGGCCCAGCUCCGGGAACAAAAGUCGUUCCACGCCGAGCUCCACCAGUACAAGCAUCAGAUCGAGCAGUUCAAUCAGCUCACGCAGAAGCUGAUCGCCGUUUAUCAGGAGGACGACACGACCCGCGUGAAAAAGAUGACCGAGACCAUCAAUCAGAGAUACAACAACCUCAACACCAGCAUCAUCAAUCGAGGAAAAUUGCUUCACUCCGCGAUGAACUCCCUCCACAACUUCGACCGGUCCCUGGACAAGUUCUUGGCUUGGUUGAGCGAAGCUGAGUCCUCGAUGGAGGGAUUGGAAGCGGAGGCCGAUCGUCUAGGCGGGCGACGAGACCAGGGUGCGCUCAGACGACCGCAACAUCAGCUUAAGGACCUACAAUCGGAAAUCGAGACGCACCGAGACGUGUACACGUCGUUGAACGGCACAGGCAGGAAGCUGUUGAGCUCUUUGGCGAGCCAAGAUGACGCGGUUAUGCUGCAACGACGAUUGGACGAGAUGAACCAGCGAUGGCAUCACUUGAAAGCGAAAAGUAUGGCGAUAAGAAACCGGUUGGAAAGCAAUACGGAACACUGGAACGCUCUUCUCUUGUCUUUGCGCGAGCUUAUCGAAUGGGUGAUCAGAAAAGACACCGAGCUCACCGGUUUGGGCCCUGUUUGCGGGGAUGUAGCCGCCUUACAAAAACAAGAGGACGAUCAUCGCGGGUUCAGGAGGCAGCUCGAGGACAAACGACCGAUCGUCGAGAACAAUUUGCUGAGCGGACGGCAGUACAUCGCCAACGAGCCUCCCCUCUCUGACACGUCGGAUUCCGAAGCCGGAAGAGAAUUGGAUGGCGAUUCGAGGGGCUACAGAAGCGCGGAGGAGCAGGCACGCGAAUUGACGCGCAGCAUUCGCCGGGAAGUGAACAAACUUUCAGAGCAGUGGAACGCCCUAAUCGAACGUAGCGAUGCGUGGAAGCGGAAACUCGACGACACCGCUAACAAAAUAUGCGUGUUCCAAAAGACGCUGGAGGAUCUUUCGUCGCGGAUGGCCGGCGCCGAGGCGAUCCAAAGCGGGUGGCAGAAUCCAAGCGACGCGAACGAGGCGACGGAAUUGCUGAAGCAAUUGGAGAAAUUCGGCGAACGACUGUUGCCCAUCCAGAGGAGCAUCGAGUACGCGAACGAUCAAGCGAGCGUCUUCGCCUCGAGCAGCGUCAUCGUUUCUCAUGCUUUGCUGGCGAAACUCGAAGAUCUCAACACCAGGUGGAAGGUGCUGCAAGUGGCGGUUGACGAGCGUUACAAGUUGCUAAGCGGAUUUGGAAAGGAUGGCAGCACUCCGGGUAGCCAGGCUUUCCUCGCGAGCAGCGUGGAACCACCAUGGGAGAGAGCCCUCACACCCGCCAAAGUGCCUUACUAUAUCAACCAUCAGUCGGAGACCACCCAUUGGGAUCAUCCGAAAAUGAUAGAGCUGAUGUCCUCGCUGGCGGACCUGAACGAAGUACGAUUUUCAGCGUACAGAACCGCCAUGAAACUGCGCACCGUUCAGAAACGAUUGUGCCUGGACAUGUUGAGCCUUUCCACCGCGUUAGAGCAAUUCGAUUCGCACGGGCUCCGAGCGCAAAACGACAAACUAAUCGACAUUCCCGACAUGGUGACAGUCUUGACGUCCCUGUACGAAGUGAUAACGGCGGACAACCCGACGCAAGUGUCUGUCCCCUUGUGCAUCGAUUUGGCCAUCAAUUGGCUCCUCAACGUGUACGAUAGUCAACGAACCGGUCAGAUUCGCGUGCUUUCAUUCAAAGUUGGUUUGGUCCUGUUGUGCAAGGGUCAUUUGGAAGAAAAAUAUCGAUAUCUAUUCCGGCUGAUCGCUGAUCCAAACAGAUUGGUGGAUCAACGAAAGCUCGGUUUAUUGUUGCACGACUGCAUCCAAGUGCCGAGGCAGUUGGGAGAAGUGGCGGCGUUUGGCGGGUCGAACAUCGAGCCGAGCGUUCGCAGCUGCUUCGAGAAGGCUGGAAAAGACAAAAAUGAAAUAGAAGCGGUUCACUUUUUGAGCUGGCUGCAACAAGAGCCGCAGAGUAUGGUUUGGUUGCCUGUGCUUCAUAGACUCUCCGCCGCGGAGAGCGCAAAGCAUCAAGCGAAAUGUAAUAUAUGCAAGGAGUAUCCCAUUAUUGGAUUCAGGUAUCGUUGCUUGAAAUGCUUCAAUUUCGACAUGUGCCAGAACUGUUUCUUCUCAGGCAGGAAAGCGAAGAACCACAAGUUGACGCAUCCGAUGCAGGAAUAUUGCACCGCGACCACAUCUGGCGAGGACGUGCGCGACUUUACGAGAGCGCUUCGAAAUAAAUUCAAGUCGAAGAGAUACUUCAAGAAGCAUCCAAGAGUCGGUUAUCUGCCGGUGCAGACCGUUUUGGAGGGAGACGCGUUGGAAAGCCCGGCGCCGUCGCCGCAACAUAGCUCCCUCAGCCAGGACAUGCACUCCCGGCUGGAGAUGUACGCAUCCCGGUUGGCGGAAGUCGAGCUAUCGCGCACAAGAAGCAACUCGACACCGGACAGCGAUGACGAGCAUCAGCUGAUCGCUCAUUAUUGCCAGAGCUUGAACGGCGGCGACAAUGUAAACGUGCCAAGAAGCCCCGUGCAGGUGAUGGCCGCGAUCGAUGCCGAGCAAAGAGAGGAGCUUGAAGCGAUGAUACGCGAACUGGAAGAAGAGAACGCGACACUCCAAGCGGAAUACGAACGAUUGCGCUCGAAACAGACACCGGGCUCGACGCCGGAAGACGGCCAUGGCAACCGACAGCCUGACUGUGACAUGAUCGCCGAGGCGAAAUUGUUGAGACAGCACAAGGGCAGAUUAGAGGCGCGCAUGCAAAUACUAGAGGAUCAUAAUCGUCAACUGGAGGCUCAGUUGCAGAGACUCAGACAACUUUUGGACGAGCCAAAUGCUUCCUCGCCAUCUAAGACAGGCACAUUACAAACGCGAAGCGUUACAGCAUCUCAAUUGGCAACUGAUUCGCCUGCUAAAAUGAACGGACAUUAUCACGAUUCCCCAGGUGGUGGAGGUUCGAACGAGGGAAGAGUGAGCAGUUUAGAGAGGCCACCACCGCCACCGCAUUCUCACAGUGUUGCCCACAACGUGGGCAAUCUCUUGCACAUGGCAGGAGACUUAGGGAAAGCAGUCGGUGAACUGGUGACGGUGAUGACCAGUGAGGACUUGUCGAAAACGAACGGACAAAGGGCACCACCACCGGCUUUCAAAUAACGAUUAUUAUCACGAUUCUAAUCGAGGAUAUUCCCUUGCGUUUCAACGAUAUCGAUGGAAACGACAAGAAAAAAAAAACGAGACCGAUCACGCACAUAUACAUAAUACACGCACGCGAGAUCCACGAACUUUUAAAUGUUUUAAAUCAAUGACCAAUGUAUGGCUCUAAACGCAUAUCAAAAGGAAAAUAUCAUGCAAAAAUGCAGGGUCAGGGUUAGCUGCCAUAGUGGUUUUGGGUAUUUUAUAAGUUUUGAUAUAUACAAUUGUAUAGCUAAAUUAUAUUGACAGAAACGAUUAUGGUUUGGCUUUGGCGGCGCCCUGAGUAACUUUAUUACAUAUUGACACGUCAUAUCAUUGAGAAAGAAUAAUCGUAUCAGAAAAUAAAAAGCAAGAAGAAAAAAAUGAAUCAAUUGUUAUAUAUGCUUACUAGUUAAAGUAAAAACAAAAAAAUUAUUAUGGAAGUGAUGAAAUAAAGAUGAUGAGGAUGAAAUGUAACGAUUAUAAGAAAAUUACACGAACGGAAAUAUCAUUAACAAUGCAUGCAAAAGCAAUGUAUUAAAUCACGUACUCUAUUCUAGAUCGUAGAUUACAUUUACAUACCCAUUCUGUUCACUGCCACAGGCUCUUCCUUGACAUUAAAUAACAUACACGUUGUACAUGUUAUGCGAUUUUAGAUGACACAUUAAAAAAAAAGAGUAAAGAGAGAAAUAAGAGAGAAGGAAGAGAGCAGAGGGUAUGAUAAUACCUGGUAUCUUCCCGUACUUCUGCAAAUACGGAACUUUACAUCGAUACAUGAUGAUACACCGUUACACACGACACACGUACAUGCAUAUCAUAAUAUACAUAUACAUAUACAUAUAUAAAUAAAUGAAUGAAAUAUAUAUAUGCAUGUGCAUAUAUAUAUAUAUAUAUAUAUAUAUAUACAUAUACAUAUAUAUAUAUAUAUAUAUAUAUAUACACAUGACAAACACACAUUACAAACACGUACACGCUGAGGACUUUUUGUAAUCAAUAAUAAAGGCGAAGCAAUGUGCAUUAUGACUUUCAAAUUUAUUUUUUAUCCGGUUACGAUCGUUUUUUCAUAUUUUUUAAUGAAUUUUAGAUGGCAAUGUCUCUUAUUUAAGCCUGCCGGAUGUUACUUAUAUUUAAGAGUAUAUCGAUAAGCAUCUAAUUUACAAACUGUAGGCUGUAUUCUGAUAUGUAAUAAAGUUGUCUAGAAAAUAA
Messenger RNA from Apis laboriosa (Himalayan honeybee), 14723 nucleotides. Its product is annotated as dystrophin, isoforms A/C/F/G/H. Gene Ontology annotation, cellular component: plasma membrane. Gene Ontology annotation, biological process: synaptic signaling. The transcript is spliced from 55 exons. Bases 1338 to 13499 code for a protein of 4053 amino acids. Gene Ontology annotation, molecular function: zinc ion binding; protein binding. Lineage: Eukaryota; Metazoa; Arthropoda; Insecta; Hymenoptera; Apidae. The record is from RefSeq and is a predicted model, not a curated record.